Molecule: messenger RNA, 1680 nt
Organism: Kwoniella mangroviensis CBS 8507
Lineage: Eukaryota; Fungi; Basidiomycota; Tremellomycetes; Tremellales; Cryptococcaceae
Exons: 2
Coding region: 1-1680 (559 amino acids)
Source: RefSeq, a predicted model, not a curated record
AUGAAGAACAACAAUUCCCUUACACCUUUUCCCGAGGAGGUCUUGAGGAACAUACUUCAGUAUUGUCUGGAGGAGGGUAGGGAUGGGAGCUUUAUACCGCAACCGACACUGGCGAGUGCUCUAAGGGUGAACACGGUAUUCUACCUGUUAGCCAGUCCUGUACUCUAUCAUUCACCAACAGCAAUGGAUAUCAACUCAUUCUUCCUUGGAUCCGAUGCACUCAUCCCAGCAGUAGACAUGAGCUCAAAUCCUCAUCAAUCAAGUGAUGCAGCUACUCUUCAACAUCUGAGAAAAGGAUAUACUAAAUCAUCCUUACUCAAGCACGUCACUCGCUUCCGGUUCUUACCCCGAUCCGUACCAGUCGAAGGAGUAGAUCUCGAAGAACAAUCAUCUCUCGAAUACUUCAACAGGGUCAAACAGGAUCCCCGAUACUACCAGGGUAUAGGUCAAACGUAUGGAAAUGGAUUCGAGCUAAUUCAGAGAUUACGAAAUAUCAAGCGAGAAUAUGAAAAGGAGGGAAAGGGAUUCUUGAUUAUGCCCAGAUUGAAAGGAAUUUCAGUAGGAUCCGAUUUGACCGUGUAUAAUUCCGAAGAACGGAGAAUUGGUGAGAUUAGUGAUAAGCUGUAUAAUAAUUGGGGCACAGCAUUAGUUAACCUUCGAUUACAUCUUUGGGAGAUAUUUAAUCGGAAUGAGGAUGGAAUGGAAUGGUGUGAAUGGCAAAAUGGUGGAUUACCUUUGAUGGAACUUGAAAAUCCCGAAUACAUCGAUCAAACUCGAUUACUCCCCAGAGUAUUUACCAUCCAUACGGACUUGAUGGAUCAUAUACCACUGUUAUGGGGAUGUACCAACCGAAUCGUUAUUCGUAGGAAAGAUGACGAAGAUUAUUGGUCAAGGGAGAAAUAUCGUUCAUUAGGUAGAAGAAUACCCCCAGGAAGUAACUUAGAUGAUGAUACGCCUGAACCCGAAUCAUAUGGAGGUGAAGGGCUCUUACCUCAAGAUGAACAUAACAUGAUGGAAGAAUAUGAGAUCAUCUCCCUCAUCUUGAAUUCAAUUUACGAUUCGCAUCCUAAAAUUUUCAAAAAGAAGAUCAGAAAGGAUAUCUUGCAGAAAGAAAUUGAAAAUAAAACUGUAUUCGAGAUUUAUGGUUUUGAAGGUAUAUGUUUACCUCAAGAUUGCAGUUACGAUUAUCACUGGACUGCCAGAGGUUCGAACGAAUGGGAUCGUGAUCCCGAUGUGGAUAUGAAGUAUGUUGAUGAAGAAUUGCGAAAUGCAGGAUUUGCUAUCAGUAAUACUGAGGGCCCUUCAAGCAGGGAGACCCCAGCUGAUCUGACCAGCACACCACACCUAGAUUCGGAUGACGAGGUCGAUCCGAUGCAAGCUGUCUUAGUCAGCAAUCCAAGCGCGGAUUCUGAUGUUGACCACGAAUGUGAUAGGAUCCAAGCUGUACCCCUACCUGGACAUCCAGCGACAUCAAGGGAACAUGAUGCCAAGAUGAAAUUAUGGUUGCAAUCAUUCGAUUAUCAAAUGAUUAAAUUGCUUCAUGACUGCUUUGAGAGUAGUAGAAGUAACUGGAAAAACGGUGAAAACAGUGCUGGACCGAAAAUCAGAUAUUUACCUUUUAGAGAGUUACCAAAAUGCAAUGGUUGUGGGUUGAGUGGGAAGGGAUGGGAACUGUGUUAA